UCCUCCAUGUGACGCUGGGGCUGUAACAAAAAUCCAGUAUGGCGGAAUCUGUCAGGAGAUGAAUUUUCUUUUCCCGUACGUCGCCCCCCCUCAGAGUCUCUAACAUGGGAGAGAAAUAAAAGGCAAAGCAAGCGGGACGCACGUCGGGACGCCUGGCCGCCUCCAUGCCGGUGUAGGUUGUAACUGAGUGGAAACAGUGAGCUGCCUCUUUAAGCGGAGUAGCCACAUCAUUAGGCUAAUGGAGAUUGGCUGCUGCUGCUGCUGGAUGCCUGCUUCCAGUUUCCUGUUCGACCGUCCGGAGGGUUUGGAUGUGCCCGAGCUCGCAUUGAAACGGACACUCCCAGACGUCCUUCACUUUGGCAGGAUAACAGCCUCCCUGUGAAUAAUACUUUCAUUAGACUCACACACUGACAUCUGUUCUGCACUACACACAUAAACACAACAAACCAGCUGCUCAGUUUGCUGGACUGUGCGGGGAGCGGCCAAACUAACCUGACAGUGAUGACAUCAAACAGCCACCAAGAGGGAAUCCUGGGGAAGGAGCAGCCGCUGGAGGUCCUCAAGACAUCGGCGCUCAACCACAUCCCAACAGUGGACAUCAACUCUGCGCUGCCCCUGCGUCUCCCUCCCGCUGCCAUCCCCAUGGACCUGCGCGUGGACCACCACCACCACCACCAGCAGCAGCAGGUGUCCUCGCUGUCCCCUCCGGGCCAGCAUUCGCCCAGUCCUCUGGGAGGGUCGGGCGGGGGCGGCGGCGGCGUGGUGGCGGCCUCAGUGCGCGAGCAGCAGCUGCAGCAGGAGCUGCUGUCCUUGAAGCAGAAGCAGCAGAUCCAGAGGCAGAUCCUCAUCGCCGAGUUCCAGCGGCAGCACGAGCAGCUGUCCCGCCAGCAUGAGGCCCAGCUCCAGGAGCACAUUAAGCAGCAGCAAGAGCUCCUGGCCUUGAAGCACCAGCAGGAGCUCCUGGAGCACCAGAGGAAGAUGGAGAACCACCGUCUGGAGCAGGAGCUGGAGAAACAACAAAGGGAGCAGAAGCUGCAGCUGCUGAAGAACAAGGAGCGGGGCCAGGAGAGUGCUGUUGCCAGCACCGAGGUGAAAAUGCGCCUGCAGGAGUUCGUCUUGAACAAGAAGAAGGCGCUGGCCCAGCGGAGCCUCAAUCAAGGAGGUCUCCCCAACGAUGCUCCCUACUGGUACCGAAAAACUCAGCAUAGCUCCUUGGACCAGAGCUCGCCUCCACAAACCGGAGUGUCCACCUACAAUCACCCCGUGCUGGGCGUCUACAACCCCCGGGAUGACUUCCCCCUGCGGAAGACUGCCUCGGAGCCCAACCUGAAGCUGCGCUCCCGGCUGAAGCAGAAAGUCAGCGAGCGCAGAAGCAGCCCGCUGCUCCGCCGCAGAGACAGCCCCAUUACUACGGCCAAGAAACGUUCCCUGGACAUGGCGGACUCUGCAUGUAGCAGCGCCCCCGGCUCCGGCCCCAGCUCCCCGAACAACAGCUCCAACAACAUCCCCAAUGAGAACGGCAUCACUGUGUCAGUCGCCAACAACAUGGAGGCGUCUCUGGCCCAGAGGCUGUGCAGCGGUGCUGAGCAAGGCUCCAUCAACCAGCUGUCCCUGUACACUUCCCCGUCCCUACCCAACAUCACUUUAGGGCUGCCCGCCACCGCAACCGCCACCGCUGCUUCGAACGUCACCUCAGCACAGCAGGAUGGGGGCCUCCAACCAGCCCUCUCCCUCAGCCCUCCGUUUCUCUCCGGCGGCCACUUGAGCCCCUACCUAGGAGAUGGAGGAUCUGGGGGCCACGGCGCUCACAGCCCCCUGUUGCAGCACAUGGUUCUCAUGGAGCAGAGUCCUGCACAGAGCCCUCUGGUGACAGGCGUAAGCGGCAUAUCUAUGUCGUCAGCAUCCAUGGCCAAGCUGCAGAGGCAGCACCGGCCCCUCGGGAGGACCCAGUCCGCACCACUGCCCCAGGGGACCGCCGCACAAGCCCACGCUCAGGCUCUGGCCCUGCAGCAGCUGGUGGUCCAGCAACAGCACCAGCAGUUCCUGGAGAAGCACAAGCAGCAGUUCCAGCAGCAGCAGCUCCACCUCAACAAGAUGAUAGGGAAGCCCGGCGAGUCGCCCGUGGGGCGGCAGCACCAGAGCCACCCGGAGGAGACGGAGGAGGAGCUGAGGGAACACCAGGAUGCGGGAGUUCUGCCGCCAGGGGUCACCAUAAAGCAGGAGCCCCCAGACCCGCAGGAGCUGCAGGAGGAGGCGCUGCAGCAGCACCGGGAGCGGGAGAGAGACAGGGAGCGGCAGGUGGAACAGGAACUGCUCUUCCGACAGCAGGCUUUGUUAUUGGAGCAGCAGCGGAUCCACCAGCUGAGGAACUAUCAGGCCUCCAUGGAGGCCGCUGGCUUGUCCAUCUCCUUCCCGGGACACAGGCCCCUUUCCAGAGCCCAAUCCUCUCCGGCCUCCGCUUCAUCCUUCCCAAUCAGCGUCCCCUCACAGGAUCCCCCCGUCAAGCCUCGCUUCACCACAGGCCUGGUGUACGACUCCCUGAUGCAGAAGCACCAGUGUAUGUGUGGAAACACCAACAGCCAUCCAGAGCACGCUGGGCGCAUCCAGAGCAUCUGGUCGCGGCUGCAGGAGACGGGACUCAGAGCUCAGUGUGAGUGUAUCCGUGGGAGGAAGGCCACUUUGGAGGAGCUGCAGACGGUCCACUCUGAAGCCCACGUCCUGCUGUACGGAACCAACCCGCUACGGCAGAAACUCGACUGCUCCAUAACUCCCAUGUUUGUGCGACUGCCGUGCGGAGGAGUCGGGGUGGACAGCGACACCAUUUGGAACGAGGUCCAUUCCUCCAGCGCGGCUCGGCUCGCCGUCGGUUCCGUUGUGGAGCUUGUUUUCAAAGUGGCGACCGGAGAGCUAAAGAAUGGUUUUGCAGUGGUCCGCCCUCCUGGACACCACGCAGAGGAAAGCACUCCCAUGGGCUUCUGUUACUUCAACUCGGUGGCGAUUGCAGCCAAACUCCUGCAGCAGAGACUUAGCGUCAACAAGAUCCUCAUCGUGGACUGGGAUGUUCACCACGGUAACGGCACCCAGCAGGCAUUCUACGACGACCCGAAUGUACUCUACAUCUCCAUCCAUCGCUAUGACGACGGCAACUUUUUCCCAGGAAGUGGUGCACCUGAUGAGGUCGGCAGUGGUCCUGGGGUGGGGUUUAACGUGAACGUGGCCUUUACUGGUGGCCUGGACCCCCCCAUGGGAGACGCAGAGUACCUGGCUGCCUUCAGGUCAGUGGUGAUGCCAAUAGCUGACGAAUUCGCUCCGGACAUCGUGCUUGUCUCCUCUGGCUUCGACGCCGUGGAGGGACACCCCCCACCGCUGGGCGGCUACACCCUGACUUCCAAAUGUUUUGGGCAUCUGACCAGGCAGUUGAUGACCCUCGCUGGAGGCCGGGUCGUGCUGGCGUUGGAGGGAGGACACGACCUCACCGCUAUCUGCGACGCCUCGGAGGCCUGCGUAGCCGCCCUGCUCGGCCAAGAGCUGGAUCCCCUUCCAAAGGCCGUCCUGGAGCAGAGGCCCAACCCCAACGCUGUGUGCUCUCUGGAGAAAGUUAUAGAGACUCAUAGUAAAUACUGGCGCUCAGUGCAUCGCUACUCAUCGAGGCUGGGCCUUUCUCUACUGGAGGCCAAGCGAGGUGACUCGGAGGAGGCUGAGGCCGUCAGCGCCAUGGCAUCUCUGUCCGUUGCAAACAGCAACGCGAUGGAGCAAAGGACAGAGGAGGAGCCCAUGGAGGAGGAGGCUCCACUGUAACUGAGGCAGGCGUGAGGGUGUCGCAGUGUUGCCAUUGACCUCUCCGGAGAAGAGCCUCAACUGACCCCUUCAUUUAGUCCCCCCAACCUCCACUCACCACGUCAGUCACCUUGAUUGGCGGCCCCUCGGUCUAAAAACGAGGGAGAGGGGACGGGCUUAGCCUCAGAGUAGGGAGCCAAUCAGAAGACAGAGGACUGAACUUGGGGGUGAAAAAAAAAUAACAAAACUUAACGACGUUGCUAAGCAGCAGUCGUUCGGAGACAUUCAUUGUUUUUUUUUUUCUGUCAGUCUUUGCACCUUCGCGUUAGCCCGCAGCAGCUGAGUGUGCGAACACAGCAGCCGGCAGGUCUGUAUGCAGCCGGGAAAGGGUGGAAUCUGGUCACAGAAAGGAAGAUGCGCUGAAAUAACCGGUGCUUGACGCUAAAGCCCCCUCUGACCGCAUUCAGUGGAGACACCAGGGACAGUGGACAUUCCCUGCUGCCCUAAAGCAGCUUGGGUACCUUUUCUCUUCUCUUAACUUCAGUUCCCUCUAAACGGGGAACGCCGCGGCAUCCGGGUGGAUUCUUUUUUUUAUUUUUAAACGUGCCGCGCUCACUGUGGAUUCCUGUGAUGCCGUAGUUCAAGGAGGCUUUCGCAAAGAUUUCGACGGCUAAGACUGGCGCCACGCUGGAGAGGCCUGCCGUCGAAAGCUGAUGAGUAAGAGGAGUGCCUUGGAGAGGGUCCGCCUGUUUUCAGGAUUGUUCAGGAAAAAGGUUGCCUUAACUUUAACCAUUUUUCUCACCGAGGAAUUGGAGGAAGCAGACGGGGGAAGAAGGGGAAUGACUAAAAAAUCUAACAAUCUUUCAGCAUGUUUACUUAGAAAGUAAUGGAGACAGCGUUUAUGUCUCUCAUGGCUUCUCUUGAAGAGUUACUUUACUUUUUGAUGGAUCUAUUUUUCUGUACAAAAGUUUUUAAAAAAAAAGAUAGAGAAAGAUCGGUUUGUAAAAGGUAGUUGCCAGCUUCUUUAGACAAAAGGUGCAAACACUGAGAAAGGAAUCAGACCGCCUACUCUCAAAACAGUUUAGCCUUUGAUGUAGCCUCCCUUUAAGAGUCAUCGCUUUUUGCAGAUAAAUCGCAGAGCAUGCAUCUAAGCAGAUUUAACGAAUGUUGUCCAAAAGAGAAAGCAGAGCAAAAAAAAA
This is a messenger RNA of Cyprinodon variegatus (sheepshead minnow), 4976 nucleotides long. Its product is annotated as histone deacetylase 4. Gene Ontology annotation, molecular function: histone deacetylase activity. Gene Ontology annotation, cellular component: histone deacetylase complex. The record is from RefSeq and is a predicted model, not a curated record. Gene Ontology annotation, biological process: negative regulation of transcription by RNA polymerase II; chromatin organization. Lineage: Eukaryota; Metazoa; Chordata; Actinopteri; Cyprinodontiformes; Cyprinodontidae. Bases 502 to 3798 code for a protein of 1098 amino acids. The transcript has 27 exons.